Oxyura jamaicensis (ruddy duck) is the source of this 2048-nucleotide messenger RNA. It is a transcript of the gene ANO2, whose product is annotated as anoctamin 2. The transcript has 15 exons. The coding region runs from base 139 to 1929 and encodes 596 amino acids. Lineage: Eukaryota; Metazoa; Chordata; Aves; Anseriformes; Anatidae. The record is from RefSeq and is a predicted model, not a curated record. Gene Ontology annotation, cellular component: plasma membrane. Gene Ontology annotation, molecular function: chloride channel activity. Gene Ontology annotation, biological process: chloride transmembrane transport.
UAUUUUGGAGAAAAGAUAGGACUUUAUUUUGCAUGGCUGGGCUUAUACACAGAAUUCCUCAUUCCAUCUUCAGUAGUUGGGUUUUUUGUAUUUCUUUACGGAUGUACAACCAUAGAGAAUGACAUUCCUAGUAAAGAAAUGUGUGACCAACGUAAUGCAUUCACCAUGUGCCCUCUGUGUGACAAGUUCUGCGAUUACUGGAAUCUCAGCUCUGCAUGUGCUACAGCUCGAGCUAGCCACUUAUUUGACAACCCUGCCACAGUCUUCUUCUCCAUCUUCAUGGCUCUCUGGGCUACUAUGUUCCUUGAACAGUGGAAGCGUUUACAGAUGAGACUAAGUUACUUCUGGGAUCUGACUGGACUGGAGGAAGAGGAAGAGCUUCCCAGACCAGAGUAUGAAACCAAAUUGCUACAGAAAAAGCUGAAAAAUAAAAGCACAACAGAAGAUCCAAAUGAAGAUGAAAAAGACAAGCUGACUUGGAAUGACCGUAUACCUGGAUAUGCAGCAAACUGUGGACUGAUCUUAUUCAUGAUUAUGCUGACAUUUUCAGCAGUGUUUGGUGUGAUCGUAUACCGAAUUACUACAGCAGCAGCUUUGUCAUUCAGCACAGAUGAGACAACCAGGUCAAAUGUUCGAGUGACAGUGACCGCAACUGCUGUCAUCAUUAACCUCGUUGUGAUACUUAUACUUGAUGAAAUUUACGGAGCUGUUGCCAAAUGGCUGACAGAAAUUGAGGUACCAAAAACAGAGAAAGCCUUUGAGGAGAGAUUGAUUUUGAAAGCAUUCCUAUUGAAGUUUGUGAAUUCAUAUGCACCAAUUUUUUAUGUUGCCUUUUUUAAAGGAAGAUUUGUUGGCCGUCCUGGUCAUUAUGUAUAUGUGUUUGAUGGUUAUCGAAUGGAAGAGUGUGCACCAGGAGGCUGUUUGAUGGAACUCUGUAUUCAGCUGAGCAUCAUUAUGCUUGGAAAACAACUGAUUCAAAACAAUCUGUUUGAAAUUGGAAUCCCGAAGUUAAAGAAGCUCUUCAGGAAGCUGAAGGAUGGAAGAACUGAACCAAAGGAAAUGAACACCAAUCAAUCGAAGGACCCUCAGCAAUGGGAUCUUGACUACAGCUUGGAACCUUUCACUGGACUGACUCCAGAAUACAUGGAAAUGAUUAUCCAGUUUGGCUUUGUCACACUCUUCGUUGCUUCCUUCCCUCUGGCACCACUCUUUGCUCUUCUGAACAACAUUAUAGAAGUCCGACUUGAUGCAAAAAAGUUUGUUACUGAACUAAGGAGGCCAGACACAGUAAGAGCAAAAGAUAUAGGAAUUUGGUAUAACAUUUUGAGUGGUAUUGGAAAGCUUUCAGUUAUCAUUAAUGCUUUUGUAAUUGCUGUCACAUCUGACUUCAUUCCACGCCUUAUGUAUCAAUAUGCAUACAGUCAAAAUGGAACCAUGCAUGGCUUCAUCAAUCACACACUCUCAUACUUCAAUGUCAGUCAUCUCAAGGCUGGAACACAGCCAGAAAACUCCCCAUUUGCACAGGAUGUUUUAUUCUGCAGGUUUAAAGAUUACAGAGAACCACCUUGGUCCCCAAAUCAGUAUGAAUUUUCUAAACAGUACUGGGCGGUCUUAUCUGCUCGCCUGGCUUUUGUUAUUUUAUUUCAGAACUUAGUGAUGUUCCUCAGUGUUCUGGUUGACUGGAUGAUACCUGACAUCCCCAAGGACAUCAGUGAACAGAUUAAAAAGGAGAAAAGUGUGCUUGUUGACUUUUUCUUGAAGGAAGAACAUGAAAAACUGAAACUGAUUGAAAGCUUUAUCACACGUGACAAGCAUAAACACAAAAGUGGGACCAAAGACCAAAGAAGCCGAGCUGCCAGCUUCUGUCAGUUUAACCAAAGUCAGAAAGGCAGCAUUGCCUCCUUUAGCUCACAGCACACAGAAGUGUGAAUCCAUAGGGAAGGAUAACAUAUUAUGCAUACCUCUGCAAUACCUAUUUUACUGUGUGAAGUGAUUCCAACAUGUGCAAGGGAAGGAGAAACUGUCAAGGAAGAGAUGUAACAGAAAGG